AUGAGUAAAAAACAAUACUGUACGGACGAAGAGUUGGGAAGAAUAUUAGAAGAGAGUGAUUACAAACAAAAUAGCCAGUCAAAUUCGUCGGAUGAAGAAGAAAAUGAUACCGACGGCCGUAGUGAUGUGCCUGAUUUUGACGAUGAUGAUAGUGUAGCCGAUCCCGAUUUUAUUCCUCAUGAUUUGUCACCUGAUCGAUCAAGUCUACGAGAUAUAAAUAUUCAGCAUUCGAUUGAACAAGAUAUGAAUAAUGAUAUUUUUGAAAGUAUGGUGACAUCUCAUCCGUCGACGUCUCGUAACUCUAAUGACACUUCACAACAAAUCCAAAUAACCGCACCACCUGAUUCCGAUUCUGACGACGACGGAGACAUUGAAAUGAAUGCAGCUCCAACUGGCACAAUACCACCUACAGAGCGUCGAAUGAAAGAACAUGAUGAGGAAAAUGGAUGGACUUACGACAUUCAGCCAUUAGUUCGUCAAAUUUUUAGUAACUCAGAAAACUUUAUACAAACUGAAAACAUUCCAGAAAAUGCAGAUGUGUUUACAAUUUUUCGUCUUUUGGUUGAUGACAAUUUCUUUGACCUUGUGAUAGAACAAACCAAUCUGUACGCUGAACAACUGAUUGCUAAUAAUUCUGGAGGUCGUUUGAGCCGCUGGAGACCGGUAAACAAGGAAGAAAUGGAAAAAUUUAUGGGCAUUUACUUGCUGACUGGUAUAAUCAGAUUCCCUACAUUAGAAUGCUACUGGAAAAAAGAUCCCAUUUUUUAUCAUCCUCUAUUGCAUCAGAUACAAAUGUCCUACAAUCGUUUCAUAGCAAUUUUACGCUGCUGGCAUUUCGUUGACAAUACAAUUGAAAGAGAUGUCAAUAAUCGCUUGUAUAAAAUCCAACCAGUUAUAGACAUUGUAAUGAGAAACUGCAGGAAGUUGCUUUCGCCAAAAGACUGCGUUGUUGUGUAUGAAUCUAUGGUUCCCUUUCAAGGCCGACUGCUGAUUCGUCAGUAUAAUCCAAACAAAACUCACAAGUAUGGACUCAAGAUCUACAAAGUCACAACUGAUGAUGGGUAUGUUUGGAAAUAUAUAGUUUAUUCUGGCCAAGAUCCUCAAAUCUCCAAUCUUGAUAAACCUGGAAGUGUUAUUAUCGAGCUUUGUGAAGACCUUUUGGACCAGGGGAGAAUGAUUAUAGCAGAUAAUUGGUAUACAAGUAUACCAUUAGCUGAAUACUUGCUUCAACGCCCAAAUUUGUAUUAUAAAAAAUCUUUUGGGUAUGAACGUUGUCCAGACACCGGCCACACCAGCGCCGCCGGCGCCGUCUACGUCACAAGCACAGCAUUUUCUCAAACAGCUGGAUAG
Molecule: messenger RNA, 1350 nt
Organism: Parnassius apollo (apollo)
Lineage: Eukaryota; Metazoa; Arthropoda; Insecta; Lepidoptera; Papilionidae
Source: the annotation of a GenBank genome assembly